ACAACGUAUUGAAUUAGUGUAUAAUAAAAUUUUGAAUUAUAAAGUUAGUAAUUGUGAACAGUAUAAAAUUAUAAAAAUGGAUAGAUUUGAUAUAAAGACGGCAACUUCUUUGAUCCCCGUCAUGGACAAUACGGAGGAAACUAUUGAAAAAAUUAUUGAUGGAAUUGAAAUGUACGAUGAAUGUCUAGUAGAUAAUACACAGAAAAAAUUAUUAAUUUCUUUUGUGUUAAAAACAAGAUUAACUAAAACUGCUAAAUUAAAAUUAAAAAGCGAAUAUAAUGACGUAAACACUUUAGUACGAGAUAUUAAGAAUUCUCUAUUGACUAAAAAAUCAGCAACUGCUCUACUUAACCAAUUGAAUAGUUUAUCUCAGAAUAAUAUGUCAAUUCAUGAAUACGGAGAUAAAUUGUCAGAGUUAUUUGUAGGCCUUACUAUCGCACAGAGCGACGGAAAUCCAAAGUCGUGUGAGAUAUUGAGACCUAUAAAUGAAAAACUUGCAAUUAAAAGGUUUGCAGAUGGUUUACGCAACAGGCGGCUAAGUACAAUUAUAUCUGCUCGAGACUACUCUGAGCUGAAGGAUGCAGUGCGUGCUGCUGAAGAUGAGGAACUUGGACAGCCUUCGUCUCCUAACAACAUAUUCAAUGCACAAAGAAAAGGUAACCAAGUCCCCUACAACAGGUUUUCUCAUAGAGGUAGAGGCGGCCGAAUGCAAAGAGGAAGUUAUACACAUCGCGGAUGGAACCAUAACAGUAUCAACAAUAACACGAAAGGUACGUACAUAAAUAAUAAUUAUAACCGUGGUCAUUAUUAUCACCGACCGACAAGAGGUUUUCGUAACAAUUUUAGUUCAAAUCGAUUUCGUGGUAGCCGUAGUAAUGAUAAUCGAAAUCAGCGUAAUAUGUAUCAGGCACAAAUCGAAAGUCCGACAGAACAUGAAACUACUAAAUUAAAUCAGUUUUUUCGGUCCUAAAAACUAUAUUUUGACUUGCGAUGAUAACGUAAAAUAUGUUUAUUUGAGUUUAGACAGUCAAAAAUAUUCAUGGUUGAUAGACACUGGUGCGUCGUUAUCAGCAAUUCGCAGUAAUACCUUAUCGGUACACAUACCGAUACAUAGAGACCCUAUUGUUAUAAACGGUAUAGGUGGUAAGACAUACUCGGAAGGUUAUGUUUAUUUAACUUUGCAAGCAUUAGACGGAACUAGUUAUGAACAUAA
Papilio machaon (common yellow swallowtail) is the source of this 1213-nucleotide messenger RNA. RefSeq lists its product as uncharacterized. The transcript has a single exon. Lineage: Eukaryota; Metazoa; Arthropoda; Insecta; Lepidoptera; Papilionidae. Bases 77 to 970 code for a protein of 297 amino acids. The record is from RefSeq and is a predicted model, not a curated record.